Molecule: messenger RNA, 1839 nt
Organism: Panthera uncia (snow leopard)
Lineage: Eukaryota; Metazoa; Chordata; Mammalia; Carnivora; Felidae
Gene: PRPF18
Product: pre-mRNA processing factor 18
Exons: 12
Coding region: 149-1318 (389 amino acids)
Biological process (GO): generation of catalytic spliceosome for second transesterification step; RNA splicing
Cellular component (GO): U2-type post-spliceosomal complex; U5 snRNP; U4/U6 x U5 tri-snRNP complex
Source: RefSeq, a predicted model, not a curated record
GCAGAGUACAUGGCUUCCGCCGGAAGCGGUUCCUGUCAGUCGUCCUCCGGCGUUUGAGCUUGUUUGUGUUGGUUCGCGGCGCCUGGCCGAGUGAGGCUCGGACGGAGGAGCUGGAGAGGGAAGCUCGAGCGUAAACCCGGGCAGCGAGAUGGACGUUCUGAAAUCGGAGAUCCUCCGGAAGCGGCAGCUGGUGGAGGACAGGAACCUGCUGGUGGAAAAUAAAAAGUAUUUCAAGCGUAGUGAACUUGCCAAAAAAGAAGAGGAAGCGUAUUUUGAAAGAUGUGGCUACAAGAUACAGCCAAAAGAGGAGAACCAGAAACCAUUAACUUCUUCGAAUCCUGUGUUAGAACUUGAACUUGCAGAGGAAAAGUUACCCAUGACUCUUUCUAGGCAAGAGGUUAUCAGAAGAUUGAGAGAAAGAGGAGAACCAAUCAGACUAUUUGGAGAAACUGAUUAUGAUGCAUUUCAGCGUUUAAGAAAAAUAGAGAUCCUCACACCGGAAGUUAACAAGGGAUUGAGAAAUGAUCUGAAAGCAGCUUUGGAUAAGAUCGACCAGCAAUACCUCAAUGAGCUUGUUGGUGGCCAGGAACCUGGAGAGGAAGACACACAGAAUGACUUGAAAGUUCAUGAAGAAAACACCACAAUCGAGGAGUUAGAGGCAUUGGGAGAGUCUUUAGGAAAAGGGGAUGAUCAUAAAGACAUGGACAUCAUUACCAAAUUCCUUAAGUUUCUCCUUGGUGUCUGGGCUAAAGAACUGAAUGCCAGAGAAGAUUACGUGAAGCGCAGUGUGCAGGGUAAACUGAACAGUGCCACUCAAAAACAGACUGAGUCCUAUCUCAGACCCCUUUUCAGAAAGCUUCGGAAAAGGAAUCUUCCUGCUGAUAUUAAAGAAUCCAUAACAGAUAUUAUUAAGUUCAUGUUGCAGAGAGAAUAUGUAAAGAACAGCAACAAUAGCAGACCCCUUGUUAGGGACGACUUUACCCCUUGUCCCGGUGUCUUUCCUCCUGAAUGGGCUCUAGGAGGUGGCGACAGGGAGAAAGCGCUCUUGUGGCCCGGAGUUCCUGGAGCCGACUUCAGAAAGGCUAAUGAUGCUUAUCUUCAGAUGGCCAUUGGAAAUGCCCCUUGGCCCAUAGGGGUCACUAUGGUUGGUAUCCAUGCCAGAACUGGUAGAGAAAAGAUCUUUUCUAAGCACGUUGCACAUGUUUUAAACGAUGAAACACAGCGGAAAUAUAUUCAGGGUUUGAAGAGGUUAAUGACCAUCUGCCAGAAGCACUUCCCUACAGAUCCAUCAAAAUGUGUGGAGUACAAUGCGCUGUGAAAUCUGUGUGUGGCGUAUAAGUGACGAGAAACUGAAGUGAACGUGGGACGGACUUCUGGAAUUACCAACAGGAAUGAGGGAAGAAGAAAAAAAAGGAGUUUCUUGAGUUUGAGUUCUACCUAAUGCAGUCCUCUUGGUUUUAAGAAACAGCGUUGGCUCUCAUAUCACAUCUGGCUGCAAACUGAUUUUUGUGUCAUUUACUUUAAUCAAAAAAUUAAGUUCUGAAGACUUUUCCUCGUAAUUUAAAUGUGUAGACAACUGUCACAGAAGGGGGUUUAAAAUGACUUUUCCCCUCUAAACCUGAGAGUUGGCAGGUGAUUAUAAAGGAACAUUUGAGGAUGGACUUAAUUAUUUCUGUAAAAUAUGGUAAUUUUCACAUUGUCUUUUAUGUAGUAUUUAUAAAAGAUAUUUUUAUAUAUUUCAAUGAAAAUAUGGAACCAUUUAAUGAAACUUUAUAGUCCUUAAAUGUUGCUGAACUUUUGCCAUCUUGCAGUAGAAUUUGAAUGUAAAUGUUAUCACUG